AGAAAAGAACCUUAAGUUCGCCGCCGAAGGACACGGACACUCAGGUGUCGGGAUACAAUCGGUCUCAUGUGUUUUAACGGCAACUUUACACCAUAAAGUUGCUCGUAGACACGGUUGUAUUCACUUUUGUUCCCGCCCGUUACCCCAUAUCUUGGCUAAAAUUGGCUUUUGUUAGUUUAUUUGGGUGGUCGGCCAGUAGUCGGGUUAAAGUGCAGAUAAAUGCUUUAUUUUUAGAAGCGUACAAAAUGGGAAGGAGUCCUUACUCCCGAAGUGCCGUUACCGUCCAUCCAGGGCGGUGUAAUGGGGGCUUUUUGUUUCGAGCCACGUUGCGGAUGUUAUGGUGAAUAUUUAGCCAGAAGUUAGCUAUUAGUAAGUUGUAAGAAACCCGGAGGAAAACCAGCCGACGAAGCCGCUCAUUAUCUUUUGAUAGGGGCUGUGUGGGGCUGUGGAACUGGGAGCCCACUAACUAGCUAAUUAACCAGCUAACUAGCAUAUUUUCAAAGGUGAAAGUUACAUGUGUAGCCAAGCAAGCGAGUAACUGAUUAAUCUCGGGUUGAUUAAAAGCAAUCUUGAGAUGUUUUUUUUUUUCAAGUUGAAAAAUGAACGAGAACGAGGAAGCAUAAUCUGAUUAAAAUGCUCCAACUAGCUCAUCCCCUUUAUUCCACUAUAAAUAAAGGCUCGUUUCACUGCUCGGGCAGGUAGUGAGUAGAUUUCUAGGCAAACAGCUCUCUGGUGGAUUUAUGUACUUCGAUUUGGUCAUUUUGGUUUCUACAACCGAAGUUUUUAAAAACAGCUAAGCAGCUACGCGAGUAAUUGUUUUUAAACCCGCAGGUUACAUUGGUUCGUACAUACAGUAGGUGGUGCUGACGUUUACGCGGGCCAGUUCGGGCGGUUUAACUUGUGUGGUUCAGUUACUAGCUAAAUUAGUAGUUUGAUGACACGGAAGCCUUGUUUUGUUAGUUCUAAGUACUCCUAGUAGUAUUGCCGGUUGUCAUGUUCAUUAUUUAUUGUGGUUUAUUAAAGAUAACGCUGCCUCUUGUUUUCUCAUACAUGCAAUGAAAUAUGAUUUCAGGCUGUCUUGGCAGUUUAAAUGCACUUGAUUGUCUGACUGUCUGGUCACAUACAGCAGAUGUUGAGGUGGUUAGAAACACAGCAGGAGGAGCUGUUUUGAAAUGCUCUUCUAGAUGAUACUUUACUUUAAUUAUUAGUCAAAUGUCCAGUUCUGUAACUGGGUGAAAUUGUAAAUUUCUUUCCGUGGGGGCAUUGACGAACUCCUUUCUCAGUUUCGAACACCGCUUUCAAUAUCACUGUCAGUUGUGUCUUUCUGUUCAGAUGCUGUAUGGUGACAUGAGCUGUGUGUUUGUGUGUUUUUGGCAUGUUAUCUAUGUUUAUUCAUGGUGCUUUUGGAACUGAACUCAGUUUGUCUUAUUCUGCACCUUUAUUAUAAGAGACUUAUACAGUACAGCUUAGCUAAAUUGUUUGUAUACCUGAUUAUUUCUCUAGACUAAAGGAGACUCAUGUUGCACAUAUUAGGAGGCACAUUCUGAUGAAAUUGUUAGCUUUUGCGACAUUGUGGCUUCUAUUGCGUUAUUGUAUAAAAUGGCAUCUAUGUGUAGUUCAGGACAUCACCAAAGUGAGUAGGGUUUCAAAUUUCUCUGGAGGACCUACUGACAGCUCUUGAUACUGGGUUUAACUGCAGACUGGUCAGUGGUCUGGCUCCCGUACUUCACUUCUACACCAAAGACAUCAGAAAGAAAAGAUGGUUCCCCAUCCAUGAGAAAAAGGAUCUGCUGUGUUGCUGGAUAUGGGUUUGUGUUUGAGGCAGAGCUCUUGUGGUAAUUACAGUAUCUGCAGAGGCAAACACUAUAGUUAAUGUUUAUUGAAGCACUGCUCUGUUUUUACACUAGUCGUUUGCUUUUGCCAAAGUGGAAAGUUAAUUGGAAGCAGUGAAGAACAGUUAUGUAUAUUUUGGCUGGAGAAGUUAGGGCCGUUCGUAUUGUUAAAGCAAAAUGGCUUUAGUAACUGUUCAAGGCCUCUGCAUUUUUAUGUGACAUUCUUUACCGCUUAAACCACUCUGAUUUUGAAAAAUUCAAUGUUGAUUGUGCAAUUACUAUGUUAUUCGUGGAUUGAACUGAAUGCUUUAGACUCAUUUAAAUGCAAAAUAUACUAUAAAGAAAGAGCACAUUGCCAUUUCACUGUCAAAAAUAGACUCAGCAUUAAGAGUUUUUGAUUCAGGUCCUGGAAAUAGUUCUCCUGUUGUACUGAAAGGACUGUGCUAAACCUCAGGUCACGUUCCUUUAUUGUCAUGUCCCAUACAUGAAAUGACAUCGUGAUCCAUCUGAGCAGCAGACAGCUAGAGCAGCCUGCAUCUUGAUGAUGUACUUUAUAUCAAGUGACUUCAAUACAGAUGAAAAAUCUCUAAGUAAGGGUUGUGAUAGUGUAAGCUAUGUAAAUUCCUUUGGAUAAAGUGUCUUCUCAAUGAAGAAUGUAAAUGUAUCGUGAUUCAGUCUUGCCUGUGUUAUGUGAGGGUUUAUGUGGGGUUUUUGUGCUCCUUCUAAAUUUAGUGAUAAUUAAAUAUACUCAGCCUAGCAUUCCCCACAAAUCACGAGUUAGGUCUGAGAAGAGGAGAGUGUUGCCAGAAAGGACACUGUCCACCCCUCGCAGUAACAGAGCUUACUGUUCUGUCUGUUCCCAGGGACAGCUUGGUCCAUCGGCUGAUGCAGCUUACCUGCACGCUUCGCCAAAUUCUGAUGAAGUUGAUGGUGUCCUGCUGUAUUUUGCAGAUGCUGAAACAUUCUUGUAAAGAUAAUUUGAUAGAUAAGUGACUUUCUCAAAUCUAAUCCGUUUAAUGCCGGUUUUUUUGACUGCAUUAGUCAGAAUUAAUGUAUUAGUCACUAUUGCCAAAUUGUUUUGGUCAUACAUCGUAUUCACCCUCUCCAAUGGCACAUACCUGCUGCAAAUGUGCACUUUGAAGUAUAGCAUCAAACAUAAAGCUUUUUGUAGGGAGACACAUUUUCUGUGGCAAGUAAAUACCAUGAACACUUACUCAUGUUGAACUUAAGGUACAUUGUCUGUUCCACAAAGCCCCUUACAGCUGAACUUCGUUCACACACAAAUCUUAAAAUUUUGUGUCGUGCAAUGUUUCGAUUCUCAAUCAAUCUCUGACUAUUAUAAAUGUUUAAAAAACGUCUAUUGGAGGAUUUUUCACUAAAUUUUUGGCACCUUGAUAUUGGCCAAUUUUAUUAGCAGCUGACAUUUUGGUCAGUAGUGGUGACCAGGAGUGUAACCCUGCCCCCUUCCCAAAUGCAGAUGUCACAGACGGCCUGCCCUCCUCUACAGUAUGAGGUCCUGCAUUCGCUCCCAUCCAGUGACAUGUAUGCUAGGGUGCUCCCUGUAGAAUGCUACUUUGGCUCCAAUCUCUGGCUCUUGUUAUUCAUCAUAAACCUUUUUCGACUUUUAUUCUUUAUUUGGCUUCAGCACCUGAACUUUUACUUUAGAUGUGCCUUCAGUUUGGCUGGUAAAUGCAUCCACAAUAACCAUUUGUAGAGCCAGCUGUUUUUAGAAUAAAACUCUCCUUUUUACAUCAUGUUUAGUUUUUAUAGCUCUGUUUUUGAUACUUGUUCGCAUUCGAGUGCAGGAGUAUUUUUAAGCAGUGACUCCUUCCUGCGUUUCUCUUCGUUUUAGUUAGCUUCUGACUAAUUGUAGCUUUGGGAACCCCACAGCAUACCUUAGUGUCUCAGCGAUGAAAAUUCGCUUGUAUGCUGUACCUGUGUGUGCUUGAAAAUAGGACGAAAGCAGUAUUGAAAUGCACCCAAAGGGGCAGAGCUUUCCGGGGGCUGCCUGCAUCUGUGCGCCCGUGAUACCACCCAGAAGGCAGAACACACCCGCAUGGCUGGUUGCCAUGGAUAGAAUGUGUCACGUCUAUGUGCAAAAUUCUUCAGUCUCCAAGCCAAUGUAGACACAAAUGUCGUGCUUGUUUUGUGUUAGUAGAGUAUCAAUGAGAGUUUGGCUACUCCUGGGAGGAGAAAUGACGCAGAUGCAGAUCAUUCUGCUGAGACUUUAUUUCAUACUGCAGGAGUUUAAAUACGUGUUUCAAAGUCGGUUUUGCUGCCAGUAUUUAAUGUCUCCAAAUACUCUCUUCAUAGCUUGAUUUAAACCCCCUGAACCAGUUUUGAGCUGUUUUUCCAAUCAAAUUUGAAGGACAGUACCAGUUGUUACUGACAGGCAGGUAACCAUGGCGAUGACAGGACAGACCACCUGCUCCUCAAUGAGUAACCACACCAAGGAACGUGUGACCAUGGCCAAGGUAACCCUGGAGAACUUCUACAGCAACCUGAUCACUCAGCAUGAGGAGCGGGAGAUGAGGCAGCAGAAGCUAGAGAAGGUCAUGGAUCAGGAGGGGCUGGCAGAUGAGGAGAAACGCCUGCGUCGCUCCCAGCACGCCCGCAAAGAGACGGAGUUCCUGCGACUGAAGCGGACCCGCCUGGGCCUGGAUGACUUCGAGUCCCUUAAGGUCAUCGGGAGGGGGGCCUUUGGCGAGGUGCGCCUGGUGCAGAAGAAGGACACAGGACACGUGUACGCCAUGAAGAUCCUGCGCAAAGCCGACAUGCUGGAGAAGGAGCAGGUGGGCCACAUUCGGGCCGAGCGGGACGUUCUGGUUGAAGCUGACAGCCAAUGGGUGGUCAAGAUGUUCUACAGCUUCCAAGACAAGAUGAAUCUCUACCUCAUCAUGGAAUUCCUCCCUGGAGGUGACAUGAUGACCCUGCUAAUGAAGAAGGACACACUAACUGAAGAGGAGACUCAGUUCUACAUUGCAGAGACCGUUUUGGCCAUUGAUUCCAUCCACGAGAUGGGCUUCAUCCACCGGGACAUCAAGCCUGACAACCUUCUUCUGGACUCCAGGGGUCAUGUCAAGCUGUCUGACUUCGGCUUGUGCACUGGCUUGAAGAAGGCUCACAGGACUGAGUUCUACAGGAAUCUGAACCACAGUCUGCCCUGUGAUUUCACGUUCCAGAACAUGAACUCGAAAAGGAAAGCAGAGACGUGGAAGCGGAACAGGAGACAGCUGGCCUUCUCCACUGUGGGCACGCCAGACUACAUCGCUCCUGAGGUCUUCAUGCAGAAUGGCUAUAACAAGCUCUGUGAUUGGUGGAGUCUUGGGGUCAUCAUGUAUGAGAUGUUAAUUGGCUACCCGCCGUUCUGCUCAGAGACGCCCCAGGAGACCUACAGGAAGGUGAUGAACUGGAGGGAGACGCUGGUGUUUCCCCCAGAGGUGCCAAUCUCUGAGAAAGCCAAGGAUCUCAUCCUCAGGUUCUGCUGUGAAGGUGAGCACCGGAUCGGGGCUGCGGGGGUAGAGGAGAUCAAAAAGAACGCUUUCUUCGAGGGAGUGGAUUAUGAGCACAUCAGGGGUAGGCCGGCCGCCAUUCCCAUCGAGAUCAAAAGCAUUGAUGACACCUCUAACUUCGAUGAGUUCCCAGACUCAGACAUCCUCCAGCCAGCAGCUGGUCCCAUAGUGACCAAUCACUCAGAGGCCGACCUGAAGAACAAGGACUGGGUUUUCAUCAACUACACCUACAAGCGGUUUGAGGGUUUGACAGCCAGGGGUGCCAUCCCCUCCUACAUGAAGAGCGGAAAGAGAUAGGCUCCCAUCUCCUGCCCCUUCAGACCCCACCCCCACUGGUCCAGGUCUGUUCAAAGGGCUCAGACACCUUGCUGUUCUCUUCAGUCUUGCCUUCACCAGCAUGACGUGACCUGGACGCCUCCAGCCUCCCUGUGACUGAUGUCCACGUAGUCUUCCUUUCUCUUUCUUCAUUUUUACUCUGGGGCCACCAAAGAGCCAAUGGGGUGCUGGGGUUUAGUGUCGAGGCCCCACCACCAGCAGCCAAAGCUUCACCUCUCUAACUACCAGCAAGCCCCGUCCUUCCUGGACGGCCCCCCGGCGGCCUUCAGUCACCAGCCAGACCGUAGGACCUCCUCCAUGCCUGGCAUGGGCUGCAUGUCUAGUGCUGGACCUGCUUGUUUUCAUGGUGCUGCUGUACAUUAAGGGCUACUUCACUCUGGAUAUGCUUCUGCAUAUUGCCACCUUAAUGCCAUCCUGAAUGAAGUGGGCUUCCUCCAUGUUCUGGUAACGACCCCCCUCAGGGUUUGCCAUAGGAAUUGUAAACUUUUUCAUGUUUCCUGAUAAAUCAACACUUAAAACUAUCCCUAGAUGCUUUUGACCAAACAAAUGCUUGACAUGACCUGCGCUGCGCCCUCCUCCGCUCCCCCCGCAUGCCCUCCUCUUCCUGUCUUUGGCUGUGUGCAGUGUGCAGUGUCCGACCAGUGACUGGCCUAUCCCUCUUUGGUCCUCUUUCAGCUUGGCUCCAUUUUCUCCCUGUCCUGUGUUUGUCAACCUGUACAUUCCAGGAGGGCAAAAAAACCCAGACAAAUCCAGGAAUGAUUGGACAGCUUUCCUCAGCCAGGGUAUUUAACCACUGGUUAGCUAAUUUACACAGCAGCUCUAAGUAACAUGUUUAUCUUCAGGAAGUGUGCUGGUGUCCUCAGGGGCUGAUCUGUGUCGUCUAUUUGUCAUUCUGCCUUUGUUCACGCACACGCACACACACACACACGCACGCACACUCUCACUCUGCACUGCUUUCUGUCUGACGUAGGUAUGACCUGCUGUCCUGCCCCAUUUCCCUUCUCAUCUUGGGGUGGCUUUGCUCUCCCUGGGUUUCCUGCUGCUGAUGCUCUGUGUCCCCAGUGAACUGGUGUCUGACUGCCAUUGUAGAAUAUGUGGUUUCAUAGUCAAUGCUCAGUGACUUUUUUCUUUAUUUUCUGGUUUAUACGGUGCGUUUUUCUACGUUUUAGGAUGGGUGUGUGUGUGUUUUCUUGAUACAGGUACAGUUCACAGUGGCGAGGGCUGUGUGUGUCCCUCCCUGAGUGCAUGAGAGCUCUGGUGAGGCCCUGUCGCCCAUCCGUCAUUUAUAGGUUACAGCACUCUGCUCAAAACCUUAAAGGGUUCUUCUUGACAAAAGUGUAUCUUGUUUUGCUCUGUAUUGGUGAUGAUGGCCUUGUGGGCAGCUCCAGAGGUGGCUGUUUAUCAAUGUCUACCUGCACAAAAAGAAAGAUGGUGUCUCCUGUCAGAAGAACAUUUGUAUAUCAGAGCGUGGGACUACAGGGAUCCCCCGUUUGUCAUAAAGCUCAGUCAGGCCUCGUGCUGUAAUCUAACCAACUGUUGAUGUACAAGAGGAGUGUAUGUAACUUCCCCGAUAACGUUGUUCAGGUUCUCCUGGGUAUUAGCCUUAGCCUGUAUUUUAAAGUAUUGUAUAUAAGCUGAUGCAUGUUGCCUCACUAGCACGUCUCCUCCAUGGAGGCAUCGCUGAUCUUCCUGAACUCUGGUUAUAUGGAUGCUGGUGGCUGUAAAGUAAAGCUCUGUAUGUAUGUUUUGAUUUUGCUGAGAGGUUUUUAUGAUCUUUUGGAAAUCUGAUUUUAAAAUCAUUUUAAAACUUAUUUUGGAUUUCUUCUUUCUGUGUGCAGCAGAUUUCGAGGGGGUGAAUUUGCUUUUAUACCGUGUGUUCCUGCUAAUGGUUAAAAGUGCGUCCUUUUUAUGGUCAUUCAGUCAUAACCUCGGGGGACAGCGUUCCUUUCUGUCAUUCUGAAGUCCUGUCUAAAGGCACGAAGGAUACAGCUUGUCUGUUUUACAUUUAUACUCCCCAGUUUCAGCCCUUUAAAAGUUGUUCUUUCUGAUGAUGGGAGGAAAUGCAGGUUUGUGACCCAGUGAACAUUAAGGCCUGCAUCCUGGCCUCUGGUAUCCUUAGUGAUGAGAUGGUAGGGCAGUUCAUUCUGUCCGCUUCUCAGGAAUGGAAUUUUGAGAGAUUACAAAUGCUACCUUUUAUUUUUACCUGAGCUUCUGCCCGCCAGCAAGAGUGGGAAUGGUGGUCUCUCUCUCUCUUGGUGCAAAGGAGCUGAGGGGUGCUGAGGCAAAGACCAAGCAGUAGAGGAUUUCUGGGCCACGUCUUCCGAUACCUUUCUUUGUUCUUGCCCCCGCGCGGCUCGUCUGACCCCCCGAGCUGGCCGGCUGUGUCCUGGCUGCAUUUUCCUGAUCUGUGCACAGCUGCACUCGGGUGGGUUCCUGGUACGUCACUCACAUUCCCAGUGGUCCAAGUGCUGGCUUUAAACUUCUUUUUUCACCUGAGCACUUUUUAAAAGCAUUAUAUUAAUUAUACAACCAGUUUAAGCGUGCUUCCCUGUUCUAGCAUAACUGCAGGUACUGCAAGCACUGGGCUGAACCCAAGAAGGUUGGCUUUAGCCUAUGCAGGACCUUAAGCAGAGCGACAUAGGCUACAGAAGAUUCUGUGUAUCUGCCUUAAAGAGAUCUGUCAUGUAUAUGUUGUGCACAUUUGCUUUAUUUAAUCUUUUGUUUUUCUUUGGUUUGAUAAACCUGAAUUAUACUGGCUCACCAGGCAGUAGCUGAACGCAAAGCUUGUUUCUGUGAAAGGAGCAUUGUACUGGGCAGACGCUGGUGAAUUCUCUGAGCGUUCAAUUAAACGACCUUCUGUAUAAUA
Messenger RNA from Brienomyrus brachyistius, 8546 nucleotides. It is a transcript of the gene stk38b, whose product is annotated as serine/threonine kinase 38b. Gene Ontology annotation, molecular function: protein serine/threonine kinase activity; ATP binding. Lineage: Eukaryota; Metazoa; Chordata; Actinopteri; Osteoglossiformes; Mormyridae. The record is from RefSeq and is a predicted model, not a curated record. Gene Ontology annotation, biological process: intracellular signal transduction; peptidyl-serine phosphorylation. Bases 4235 to 5641 code for a protein of 468 amino acids. The transcript is spliced from 14 exons.